AUGACUCAGAGUGGGGAGGCCGACGGACUCCUGCAGGAGACUGUAGGCGACGUGGACGCUGGAGGACCGACGCAGCUUCGUCGCCCUGGCCGGCACGUCCUCCAAGAGGCUCACACACCCACCAACUCCUCCGGCCUCAGGACCAGAGCUAUAUUAGACUUUACCAAAUCCUUCCACGUGGGUUCGAGUUGCCAGAACAUCCAGGAGACGCAGGGAGCCACCGAGAGUGGCAUCUACCUCAUCCACCCGCCAAAUCUAGUCCAGGGUCCCUGGAAGAUCUUCUGUGACCUCCAGAGUGAGGGUGGCGGCUGGACAAUCUUCCAGGUGAGGGACGACGUGGAGCCUCAUGAGAACUUCAUGCGGGGCUGGGACGACUACAAGGUCGGCUUCGGCGACUUCGACAGAGAGUUCUGGCUGGGCAAUAUCCUGCUGUGGGCGCUCACUAACGUGGACAACCAGACCCGGUACGAGCUGCACGUGGAGCUGCACGACUGGUCCGGCAACACGCGCUUCGCUCGCUACCGGGGCUUCCGGGUCGGACCUGAGUCAGACGCCUACCGCCUCUACCACGCCAAUGUUUACUUUGGCAACGCCGGAGACUCCCUGUACUCUCACAACGGUCUGCCCUUCUCCACCUUCGAUGUUGACAACGACAGUCGUGAUGGAGACUUCGUAGAGCGAAGCUGCGCCCGACUCUACAAGGGCGCCUGGUGGUACGGCAACUGCCACGAUGCCAACCUCAACGGGUGGUACCUGGGCGGGCCGCACCGGUCCUUCGCUGACGGGGUCAACUGGUACACCUGGACCGGCUACAACUACUCUCUCAAGCGCACCGUCAUGAAGUUCAGGCCACAGAGCACUGGACCCGGCCCCGUGGACUCCGACACUCACGGCAUCACCAGCCGUCAACGGAGUCUGGACUUCACCCCGGUACACAGCCAUCCCGGCACCCUGGACGAGGGAGACGGCCGCCACCACGUCCCGGAGAUGAUGGCCUCAAGCAACACGCUCUCCAGACCCGACGACCACGAGCUGUGACGCUCUACAGACCCGACGA
Molecule: messenger RNA, 1057 nt
Organism: Procambarus clarkii (red swamp crayfish)
Lineage: Eukaryota; Metazoa; Arthropoda; Malacostraca; Decapoda; Cambaridae
Source: RefSeq, a predicted model, not a curated record